Molecule: messenger RNA, 2064 nt
Organism: Symbiodinium sp. CCMP2592
Lineage: Eukaryota; Dinophyceae; Suessiales; Symbiodiniaceae
Source: the annotation of a GenBank genome assembly
AUGGCUAACGUGGAUGCGGCGCUUUUGGAGCUUGCCGUUGCAUGCAGAGUUCCGCAGGAGUUCCACUUCGUGCUGGAUGGUUAUGACGUGCCGCUGUUUGGUUGCCUAGCAGCCUCACACUCGGAAGUGGAUGCCUCAAUCGAGGUACUGCUGGAAGGGGCCGCCUUGCCUGCGGAAUCCACCGAGAAACUACGUCUUAUGUCAUCCUUCCGCCUGCUGUUUCAGAAGUGUCAGUCUGUGACAGCAACUGGUUCGAAUGCGGGGAGCGCGGCCCAAGCAAGCAUGACAUCCAAUGCAGCUUCAUGGGUAGACUCUUUCCCGGCAAAAUUGACAGGUGAGGAGGUGGUGAAACUCCGCCUUGAGUUCGAGGCUUCGUACCCAGGAGAGGUCUUGGAUGCGGAUAACACCCCAGGUCACCGGCUCUUAGCGUUGGCAGCAAAGCUUGUUAAACCAGGUGAGAUGCGGUUGGAAGAGCUGGUGUACGACGAGAUACCUUCAAGAGAGCUACCUCAAGGCCAAGUCGGCAUGACCUUCCUGCAGGGCAUCUUGGGUCUUUUGUGCAUAUCACUCGCUUUCGUUAAGGGGGCUCACCUUCAGAGCUUGCGGCUUUACGAGCGCAAGUUCAUCCGCUUGGCCUGCCAGCGGCAUGAGGCAUCUUCAGGGCUCCGAAGCCCGAAUAUGGAGGAGCUUCAGGCGGCAGACAAGCACAUUUGGGGCUUGAUUGCAGAUUUGGUCAAUGUCCACAAGUGGAGCCUGAAUGAUGCACUGACGGAGGUAGUGCAAGUUCGCGGUGACUUGGCGGCCAUGUUGCAGCCUCGCAGCCAAAUCUUGAAGAUCAACAGGCAGCAUUUCAAAGGCAAUGGCAAGGGGAAAGACUCCCCUGGUGGUAAGAACGGCAAGGGCAACAAGGGCAAUGGCACCAACAGUCAACGCUGGAUGCUUUCUUACACGGACUCCAAGGGUCAACGCAAACAAUUGUGCCGUGGGUACAGUUCUCCAGACGGAUGCAAGUUUGAGAACUGUAAAUUCGAGUCACAGUCGGUGGCGGAACACUCCGAUGUGCGGACUGGUCGAUCCAGCGAAUUUCCGUCGCCGACUUCAGCAGACUUUUCUUGGGAAGCUUGCUUGGCUAUCCUGCAGAAUCACUGUGUGGGUGAUGCUCCUCUGUACCGAGAUACAGUUCUUGCAGGUGCGCGAUCUCGAGCACAAUAUUUCAAUUUUGGGGCGAGAGCGGGCUCCAAUGCGGGGCUUUGCAAAGGCACAGCAGAAAACGCAGAAUUCGUUGAGUACCUGAACAUUUUCCUUCGGCAGAUUUUUCCAGACGGCACAUGGUCCAGCUUCUGUGUCAGUCACAAUGAGUUCGCUCACAUCCACGUGGAUAAGAACCUUCCGGGAUCUUUGAAUUAUUCAUUCAGUGUUGGGGCUUUCGAGAAAGGCGGUUUGUGGGUGGCUUUGCCGCCAGACGAACUUCCUCACCUUCCACGAGUGUCUCCGCCGGACACUUCUGCUGAUGCCUCGCUGUUGGGUUGCAUAGUUCAGACCAGGAGGUGUGGUUUUUCUUGGGACGGCCGCAUUGCUCAUUGUUCGGAGCCAUGGGUCGGUGACAGAUGGGUCGUGACGGCCUAUACUUCUUGUACUUGGGGUUCAAUGACGGAACCGGAUCUUCGCUCUUUACGUGAUCUGAUGUUUCCGCUACCAGGCGACGCCAUGGUGAUCGACGAGGCGGAGUGUGGGUCUCGGGCUGCCAAAAUUGAUCAGGCACAGCUGGGGCUACCAGUUGCAAUCAUGCCUCCCGACCUUGAUGCAAUUCGAGGAAAUCUUUUUCUGGAGAUCUGUUCUGGGCCAAAUCGGCCUCUGUCUGCUGCCCUCCUGGCGAAAGGUGUUUCAGUGCUCUCGAUCGACAUUCUUUUGCAUGAAGUUCACAACUUGUUGAAUGACUCCACUUAUGACAGCCUCAUGCGGCUAUGCUACAGCGGACAGGUGAAUCUGGCCCACGCUUCUCCACCUUGCACGGAGUACUCCAGGCUCAAGCUCCGGGCUGACCCACGGAGCGGAGCGCAGUAA